CUUCCCUCUCAUUUCCCUUUGUCUUCCGAAACCCAAAACUAAUUUUCACAAUGGUUGUACCACCACCCAAUUCUUCCCCAACCACAGACUCCAAGUCCUCCGCUGUCGCCGCCGCCAGAAUCCCCACCAUCGAUCUCUCCGGCAUCACGAGCAAACGGCAAGACAUCUCGAAGCUUCUCGUUGAGGCAUGCGAAAACUAUGGCUUCUUCAAGCUCAUCAACCAUGGCGUCCCUCAGGAUUCCAUUACAAGAGUUGAAGAAGAAGCCUUCGCCUUCUUCGCCAUGCCCACCGCCGAAAAGCUUGCUGCUAAUCCUUCCCCGCCCGCCACCAACACCACUCGCUUCGGCUACGGCAUCAAAAACAUCGGCUGCAAUGGUGAUAUGGGAGAGCUUGAGUAUCUUCUUCUCUCUGCUCAACCUACCUCUGUUUCUCAAUUCGCUCUCCCCCUCUCCAAAAACCCAUCAAAUUUCAGUUGUGCUUUGAAUGGUUACAUACAAGAAAUAAAAAAUGUGGCUUGUGAGCUCCUUGAUCUAAUGGCUGAGGGCUUGGGGAUUUCAGAUACAUCCAUUUUCAGCCGUUUGAUCUCAGACGAUCAAAGUGACUCACUUUUUAGAAUCAAUCACUACCGUCCAUUACCUGACUUCAUCAAUCUCCCGCCGUCCAAUAAGAUUGGUUUUGGCGAGCAUUCUGACCCUCAGAUCUUUACCAUCUUAAGAUCCAACGACGUUGGUGGCCUCGAAAUCUCAUUGGAUGAUGGCUUGUGGGUCCCUGUCUCUCCUGACCCCACUGCCUACUUCAUCAUAAUCGGCGAUCUAUUUCCGGUAUUGACAAAUGGGAGGUUUAUGAGCUUAACUCAUAAGGCAGUGGCAAACGGAGGGCCAAAGCCAAGAAUGUCAAUGGCUUAUUUUGCAUCGCCAUCUUUAAAUGCAUGGAUCUCUCCCCUACAAGAAAUGGUUACCUCUAAUCAACCAUGCCUUUAUAGGCCUUUCACUUGGGGUGAAUACAAGGCUCACAUUUAUUCGAUCCCGCUAACAACAGCUUCUUCAAAACUCGACUCGUUCAAGAAUACACCUAAUUAAUCCCACGUACCAUACGACAUAUAUACAUAUCGGUACAAGAAAUAAUAAAAAUCCCAUUAUUCACUCAUAUAUAAGAAUAGUUAAAAGAUGAAAGAGAUUGUUUUUUCCCCUUUUUAUUUUUUGGCAUUUUGGCUAUGUUUUGUGUGUAUAUUCAGUUUCUUGUAGCAUAUAAAUAAUAUGAGAAGAGAGAGGAAAAAAAGAUGUAUUGAUAAUAGGAAAUUAGUAUAUGUGUGUAUUUGAGAAAUAUAUAGUUAUUUCUUGUAGCAUAUAAAUAUGAGAAGAAGAAAAAUAAUGUA
This is a messenger RNA of Benincasa hispida (wax gourd), 1375 nucleotides long. Its product is annotated as gibberellin 2-beta-dioxygenase 2-like. The record is from RefSeq and is a predicted model, not a curated record. Lineage: Eukaryota; Viridiplantae; Streptophyta; Magnoliopsida; Cucurbitales; Cucurbitaceae.